AGUGUCUCAGAAACUGAAAGACAACAACAUACGAGAGAAUUAAACGAGGAAACAGUUGAGAGGUAGAUUUCGCGUUUCAUCGCCUUCUUCACUUCUCCAGAGCUUAAUAAAAGAGUAAGAAAGUAUCCUUUCUUUUCCCUGUUGAAAACCAGGGUCUCAUCCUGCAAACCUCUUGCUCGUUAUAACUCUUUCCUCUGCCCAAACGUCUUGAUUCAUGAAUGGAGAUUGGAGAUAGUAUCUAGACUGGAAAAGAAAAGAUACGGAGCCCUUUAGGCCUGUUUAGUCAUUAGUGUACGCAAGAAGCGAACUUUGUGUGUGGGCAAUUCCAUUUUUCGAGUUCACUUGCUCAAAAAGUUGAUGUGUUUUGUCUUUGCCUUUGCUAGUAGAGCCCAUUGUAUUGUCUCAAACAGAUUAAAGGGUGCAUUUAUUGGUGGAUAGCCAUAGAUUGGAAGAGUGGUGAAAGAAAGAUCUCUGCUGGUGAAAAUUGUUGAAGGGCAUUUACUACUUUCCUGGCUGGUCUCUGACUGACCUUGGAAAACAACUUUCUGAGAAGUAGUGACCGCCGACUGAAAUCUGUACAAAUAAUACAGCACUGACCUCUGCCACUGUCCUAGAAAAAGCUGUAUUUACAGGACUUAUUUGGCCUAAAGUGGUGAUACACCCCUCCAAGAGCUGAAGAGUUUCAGAGAAGGGAAAAAGCAAUGGUGCCACAGAAACAAGCUGAAGAAGCUAUUGUCGCUGGGGACGCAAGUGUGAAUGACGGAACUGACGGAGGAGAGGAAGGAAGAGUAGAUCAUGAGCCUAUCCAUAGGUUCAAAAGCUUAUUCUGGCAUGGAGGCUCUGUUUAUGAUGCUUGGUUCAGCUGCGCCUCAAAUCAGGUGGCACAGGUUCUAUUGACUUUGCCAUACUCUUUCUCCCAACUGGGAAUGCUUUCAGGAGUAAUUCUGCAGGUAUUUUAUGGUUUGUUAGGCAGCUGGACUGCUUAUCUGAUCAGUGUCCUCUAUGUUGAGUACCGGACCAGAAAGGAGAAGGAGAAUGUCAGCUUCAAAAACCAUGUUAUUCAGUGGUACGAGGUGUUGGAUGGUUUAUUGGGUCCACAAUGGAAAGCUGUUGGAUUAGCUUUUAAUUGCACUUUCCUCCUGUUUGGUUCUGUUAUACAGCUUAUAGCUUGUGCAAGCAAUAUAUAUUACAUUAAUGAUCGAUUGGACAAGAGAACAUGGACAUACAUAUUUGGGGCGUGUUGUGCAACUACCGUGUUCAUCCCCUCGUUUCACAACUACAGGAUUUGGUCAUUUUUGGGUCUGGGCAUGACCACUUUUACUGCAUGGUACCUGGCUAUUGCGGCCCUUAUUCAUGGCCAGGUUGAUGGGGUAAAACAUUCUGGCCCAACAAAACUGGUAUUGUAUUUUACUGGUGCCACCAACGUACUUUACACUUUCGGUGGUCAUGCUGUCACUGUGGAGAUCAUGCAUGCAAUGUGGAAGCCGCGGAAAUUCAAGUACGUGUAUCUGUUUGCGACCAUCUACGUCUUCACACUAACAAUUCCAUCGGCUGCUGCUGUUUAUUGGGCCUUCGGUGACCAGCUCCUUGACCAUGCAAAUGCCUUCUCACUACUUCCUCGCACUGGUUUUCGUGAUGCAGCUGUUAUUCUAAUGCUAAUCCAUCAGUUCAUAACAUUUGGAUUUGCUUGCACCCCUCUGUAUUUUGUGUGGGAAAAAGUGGUAAGGAUGCACGACACAAAAAGCAUAUGUUUAAGGGCAUUGGUCAGGAUACCGGUGGUAAUACCAAUUUGGUUCCUGGCCAUAAUAUUUCCCUUCUUUGGGCCAAUCAAUUCAGCUGUGGGAGCACUUUUAGUCAGCUUCACCGUCUACAUUAUCCCUUCUCUUGCACAUAUGCUUACUUACCGAAAGGCCUCAGCGCGGCAGGUUGGUUCGAUGAGAAUUGAUGCCGCAUUGGAUUCUAUGCGUCCGAUGGGGUUCCCGGAUGAUGUUGUUCGCAAAUCCAUCAAAGACUUGCUCAAGGUUUAUGGGGAGGAUGGAUGGAUUUUCAUUGAGGAGGCUUCUUACAAGCUCCUCAUUGAAACGAUUAUUGAAGGACAGCAAGAAGGCAGAGCAGGAAGAGAUGAUGGAAGUGGGAGUGGUGAAAAAUCUGGAUCACUAGAAGAGAUGUGUGAUAAGGAAGAGCGCUGCCAGGAACAAAAGUGUCUACCAGUGGAGAUUGAUGCUGAGAAAAGUCCAAGCAAAAAUUCUCAGACCCACCAUCACUUCAUUUCCAAGGAUGACUCUGGGCAACCUCAACUCGGUCCACCGGUGGACUUUGCUCCAACUUACUCUCCCAUGGACUGUGUACUGACUAACCAAACACAAAAACCAUCUUGUGGAUGGCUCGAUGCUGAUGAUGAGGAAGAUUAGUUUCUAUCGCUGCCUCCUGAUAUCUCUAACCCAAACUGAUGUUACUAGUUAACUACUACGCAAACUUUAGAUAUUGGUGGUUAUAGAUGCGCUAAUUACUGGCGCACCAUCAUCUACAGCUGUAAAUAUGACAUCUUGCACCAGAAGUGCAGAAGUAAGUAGCUGCUCAUGUUUCCUUAAGUAGCUGCUUAUGUUUCUUUCUCCUUUGGGUUAGCCAGCAUCUUAUCAAGUUGAUGUCAAAUUCCCACAUGCACAGUUGUGAAUUUCCUGUUUCCUUUUCAACUACUUAAUAAAUUUCGUUGCAGUGUAGCAAAACAGCAUCUUGAAUCAGGCCAUGGAAAUAGGAUUUGGAGUAGGUUGGGCCAAAUGCAGCCCCAGUACAACGUAAAAAUUUGCAAUAUUUCUUUAUGCAGCGGCUUAUUGGACAUGUUAUAAUCCUGGAUUACAUACGUGGUUGGUUAAGUCUCUCGUUCCCCCGCGGACCAUAGGUACUUGGCAGAGCCCCAAAGGUAAUUUUGUUGGAGAUUACACUUUCCUGAUUACGAUGUUAAAAACUAGGAGGCAAAUAGUAAACGACGCUGGGCAUAUGCUUUGAAGCUUUUCAUAUUGUACUUGUCAUGUAUAUAAUCUAGGCAUCUUGUUUUCCCCUUUUGCUCCCCACUAGAGCUAUUUAAUGCAGGGAAAAUUUUUUUGCCAAUGGUUACUGUGAAGAUCACCACCACUGUCUUCUUAUUUAGAGGGGUGAAAACAAGGAAGAAGCUGAAACGAAAUACAUCACCUAGUACUCCUUCAAGGAAAAAGAGAAACUACGAAGAAAACGUGCUUGGCACAAAAAGGAAAAAGAAGGGACCAGAAGUUUUAUCAAUUCUUUGUCCUUUUGUAAAAAGUGAAGUGAGCUAAUUUUAUUCCAUAUAAGAAGGAUAUGAAGUUGGAUCAACUCUUUCUUGCUUCUCAUUUGUGGCUGGAGAAGAAUUAGCAUGUUGGCCCUCUAGGAUUUGUGAUGCCAGCUGAUACACAUAACCUUUGUGAAUUCAGCAAAUGCUUUGUUGUUAGAAUUCGAAAAUAAGUGCAAAUUUAUACUGAAAGUAAAAUAUUUGGAUGUGAGCGAAACUCUAAAA
Molecule: messenger RNA, 3529 nt
Organism: Coffea arabica (coffee)
Lineage: Eukaryota; Viridiplantae; Streptophyta; Magnoliopsida; Gentianales; Rubiaceae
Source: RefSeq, a predicted model, not a curated record